Molecule: messenger RNA, 2483 nt
Organism: Nasonia vitripennis (jewel wasp)
Lineage: Eukaryota; Metazoa; Arthropoda; Insecta; Hymenoptera; Pteromalidae
Product: probable tyrosyl-DNA phosphodiesterase
Exons: 6
Coding region: 219-2291 (690 amino acids)
Biological process (GO): double-strand break repair; single strand break repair
Cellular component (GO): nucleus
Molecular function (GO): single-stranded DNA binding; 3'-tyrosyl-DNA phosphodiesterase activity; double-stranded DNA binding
Source: RefSeq, a predicted model, not a curated record
UUAUCGACUGAGUAGUGUAACGUAAAUAAAUGUGAAGUAUGUGCAGUGUAAGAGUAUAUACGAGUACAAACGAAAACUUGAUAGUUGUGAUAUUAUGAUUUGAUUUUUUGUUCAUCUUUUUAUCAUAAGAAGUAUCACUACAAACAAGCAAAAUUUUAGCCACGUUCAGUGUAAUCUGUCGUUUUGGAAAACGAAAUAUUUCAGAAAGAGUGAUCAAAAUGAAUAGCAUCUUGAAGGAUGGCUUUGUUGGUGAAAAGAACUUAUGUCCCUAUAAGGAAAAAUGCUACAGGAAAAAUCCUGUCCAUUUUACUGAAAUGGCACAUCCACACUUGGAGAAAUUAGUGAUUGAUCAAUUAGAUGAAGCUAUAAUGUUACCAAAUGAUGUGGGCUUUGAAUGCCCAGAUCGAUCACAGCUGCUGGAUCAGCUGAAAGUUUUACAAAUGGUUUUGAAAAAAGAAAGAGAGAAAAGUGGAGGUACAGCAUCAUCGUUGUCAUCAGAAAAAGUUGCUACUCCGGCAAAGGCAAGUAGCCGCAAAACUCCAAAAAAAGCAAAAGAACUAGAAAAUUUAAAAGCAAAAAUAGAAAAACAUAAACAGGUUGCACUGCAGAAAAGAGAAAGCAAAUUAAUGGAAAUGGAUGCUAAAGCUGCUAAGAGUGAUAACAAGUCUGAUUCACAAAAAAUGUCAGAAAAUCGUAAGAGGGCUUCACCAAAUACUAGUAGUGACAGCAACCCUAUUAAAAAGGCCAAGAGUAAUGAAAAAAUAGAUGCUCAUAAUUCUAGUUAUUCAAGUGUGGAUUCCCAGAGCUCAAGUUCUCAAAGUUCCAGUUCCCAAAGUUCAAUAGAACGAGUUACAAUUACGAGUCCAAAAUCAUACAUAGAGAAUUUUGUAGCAUCCAAUGACAGAAAGUUAAGAGAAAAAAUAAGGGACCAAGCUGUUGCAAGAAUGAGACAAGGGGGGCAAAAAGUUACUCUGUGUGAGCCUGGGGAAUUUGCUCUGAAAUAUGCACUAUCAGCUCCUUAUCAUUAUUUUUUCAACAAAGUAGAAAAGUCAAAAGUCACACAUGAACAACAAUUCACUGUAAGUUUUCCAGAAUUGUUAGAUAUCAGUUUAGGGGAAAUAGUAGAUAGCCUUCACAUAAACUUCAUGGUGGAAAUUGGAUGGCUUUGUCUUCAAUAUUUAUUAGCAGCUCAAAAUCCAAAAAUGACUAUCUUUUGUGGUUCAGUCUGUGAUCCUAACGUUGCAUUGCCAUCCAAUAUUACUUUAGUAGAAGUUAAUAUGCCGGCAGCAUUUGGAUGUCAUCAUUCAAAAAUAUCAGUUUUUAAAUACAGCGAUGGUGGAAUAAGAAUUGUUGUUUCAACUGCUAACAUCUACAGUGAUGACUGGGAAAAUAGAACUCAAGGGCUCUGGAUGUCUCCGCAUUUGCCUCCUUUACCAAAUUCAGCUAAUCCCAGUGACGGUGAAUCUCCAACAAACUUUAAGAAAAGCUUUAGAGAAUAUUUAAAUGCUUAUAGAAACCCAAAACUUGUUGAAUGGGAGAAUUUGGUUAAAAGAGCAGAUUGUUCUGCUGUCAAUGUAUUUUUUGUAGCUUCUAUACCUGGAAGUCACAAAGGCUUGAGCUUAAACAGUUGGGGCCACAGAAGACUUGCUGCUAUAUUGAAUGAACAUGCAGUUCUGCCUCCAGAUGCUCCACAAUGGACAAUAAUUGCUCAAAGUUCUAGCAUAGGAAAUUUAGGACCUACUUUUGACAGCUGGAUACAAUCUAAUAUAGUAUUUUCAUUGUCAAGAGAAAAAGCCAAAGGGAUCAAAAGUAAUCCAAACUUUCACUUUGUUUAUCCAUCAUUGAGAAAUUAUGAAGGAAGUUUUGAUUGCAAAGCAGGUUCAUGUUGUCUGCCAUAUAGUAGAAAAAGCCAUGAAAAGCAAGAGUGGUUAAAAAAUUAUUUAUAUCAAUGGAAAGCAGAUGAAACUGGUCGAACGAAAGCAAUGCCUCAUGUAAAGUCUUACACACGGAUUUCACCAGAUUUAACACAGAUUCCAUGGUUUGUUUUAACAAGUGCCAAUCUGAGCAAAGGUGCCUGGGGAACAACUGCAAAAACAGGAGUUUCUCAUUACAUUAUGAAUUAUGAAGCAGGAGUUGUUUUUAUACCGAAAUUUGUUAUCAAUCAACAGACGUUUCCUAUAAAGACUUCAAGUUCUCCAGAUAUUCCAGUAUUUCGACUACCUUACGACCUUCCAUUAACGCGGUACCGGCAAAAUGACGUACCUUUCGUCAUAGAUUUCCUCGCUGAAUAAGUAGAGAUCACUCGCAGAAAAUAGCCUUGAGGGUCUGUAUUAUGUGUACUUAUCAAAAUCGUUAUAAGAAAAGCUGAUAUCGAUAAAGUACUCCUAAAAAUAAUGUAAAACUUUAACGAUUGUUACAAACUUGAUUUUUUUGUGUAUAUUUAUUUAAUUUAUUACAAAAUAAGACGUGAAAUAUUUUCACAA